This is a messenger RNA of Ctenocephalides felis (cat flea), 2168 nucleotides long. Its product is annotated as protein numb-like. The transcript has 6 exons. The record is from RefSeq and is a predicted model, not a curated record. The coding region runs from base 521 to 2080 and encodes 519 amino acids. Lineage: Eukaryota; Metazoa; Arthropoda; Insecta; Siphonaptera; Pulicidae.
UGUUUGUCCAAGGACCGAAGCUUAGUGUACAAAUAAUUUUUAUCAAUACUCAGAUAAUAGAUUUUGUGGAUUUACAACGAAAAAAUAUAGUGGGAUGAAAAUCUUAUGUAACGGUUCGCCAAAGAUAAUGGACAUAUACGUAAUAGAAUAUGAAUUGAGCGGGCAGACAGAAAUACAGGACGAAGGGUCAGGAUAAAUUUUAUCAAGGAUUAUUUGAAGGAUCCUACGAGGAGAUUAUUGAAGAUACGAAAUAAUUUAAAAUAAAUAAAAUACUUUAAAUUGAGAUAACAUAUAUUUGAACUAUUUUUGGCAAAACUUAUAUCCUCAAAAAUACUCUAACUGAAUACUCUAACAUGCCAGAUAUGAUCAAAGCUGGUAUAAGGCCCUUAAAAAAUCAUAAGGGCUGGUGAUAUUUUAGUCUUCCAAAUUAUUACGAUGUAUAUAAUCGCGACUAGAAUUAGGUGACAGUUUUAUUUUGAAUGUAUUGUGUGUGAAUUUUGAAUUGUGAAGAAGACGAAGAAUGGGUAAUACUACAACUCACGAACCUCUGGAAGGCAGAUUUACCAGGGGCGGACUUGCUGCUAAUCAUAAUGGAACGCAAAGCGGCGGCCAGCAAGGCCAGUCGGCGGGCAGCGGUCAGCAGAAGUCGGCGCGCAGUUCGCUGCGUCAGUCGCGCUCCUCGCCGCGCAGGAUGGACCGGCUAAGGCGCAGCUUUCGCGACUCCUUCCGCAGGCGCAAAGAUCGCGUACCGGAAAGCAGUAAACCGCAUCAGUGGCAAGCAGAUGAAUCUGCUGUACGUGCUGGAACAUGUACAUUUGCAGUCAAAUAUUUGGGAUGCGUCGAAGUUUUCGAAUCGCGUGGAAUGCAAGUUUGUGAGGAGGCCCUUAAAGUAUUAAGGAACUCCAGGCGAAGAGCAGUCCGAGCAGUUCUGCAUGUGAGCGGCGAUGGUCUUCGUGUUGUGGAAGACGACACAAAAGGGCUGAUUGUUGAUCAAACAAUUGAAAAAGUCAGCUUUUGUGCUCCAGACAGAAAUCAUGAACGAGGAUUCAGUUACAUAUGCCGCGAUGGAACUACACGGCGCUGGAUGUGCCACGGUUUCUUGGCGAUGAAGGAAAGUGGCGAGCGGCUGUCCCAUGCGGUCGGCUGCGCUUUCGCCGCCUGUUUGGAACGAAAACAGAGGCGUGACAAGCAGUGCGACGUCACAAUGACGUUCGAUCAUAAAAAUAAUACAUUCACCCGCAGCGGCUCUUUCCGACAACCCAGCCUCACGGAAAGACUGGUAGGAGAAUCGUCCAGCAGCGCAAUUACCCAAAACGUGAUUCCUGUGAAACCAUUCAAUCCAUUUGCGAUCGAACGACCUCAUGCCACUCCGAGCAUGCUGGAAAGACAAGGAUCCUUCCGUGGGUUCGAUCAGCUGAGCAACAAUUCACCAUUCAAGCGCCAAAUGUCGUUGAGAAUCAACGAGCUUCCGUCUAACGCUGAACGUCAACGUGCUUAUUUGGAUAUUACGACACCAGUAAGACCGGCUGUUUCUCCGAUACCAGAAGUGUCGCCGGCGGAAUCUGUUAGUCAGAUGUGUCAACAGCUCAGUAUGGGGUUAUCUUUACUCACUCACAGUACUUCAGACGACUUCAAUUUCAACAAACAAUCGUCUGUGAACCAGAAUUCGGUACCAAUAAAAUCGCCACAAGAGGAGAGUCCUCGCAAGUCGGCGUUUGGUGCCGUAACUCCGAUUACCACUGCGGCUACUACCAUCAGUGAAGUCGCAGCACCAGUUGCUGCUGAAGGUUUACCAAAACCAGAGCAAUGGCUUGGGCAGGUUGUGAAUUCUACGAUAGUGUCCCCCAAACAAACCCCCGUAGCCGCUGUUAGUCCCCGCCGAGCUCCCGGACCUAUUCGCGCGCGUUCUCUGUGCACAUCAGAUGGUUACCCACGUUCACCUGAUGAUCCGUUUGAUGCGGAAUGGGCGGCCAAUUUGGCUAUCAGGCAAAAUACCUCGCCUACUAAAGUUCCGACUACAACAUCUACAAAUCCUUUUCUAUCCGGCAAUUCUCCACAAGCAUUUCAAGUGCAGUUGUAAAUCUAUUACUAUUUUUAUAGAAACUUGUUUUGUAAAUAGUUUUCUAAACGAUUACGCGGGAUCAUUUUUCAAUCCCAUAUUCAUGAAA